Stegastes partitus (bicolor damselfish) is the source of this 1426-nucleotide messenger RNA. RefSeq names its product solute carrier family 51 member A (gene slc51a). Bases 283 to 1260 code for a protein of 325 amino acids. Lineage: Eukaryota; Metazoa; Chordata; Actinopteri; Pomacentridae. The transcript has 8 exons. The record is from RefSeq and is a predicted model, not a curated record.
CGCAUUUUCACGUCGGUUCGUCAGAACGCAUUGGUUGCAGACGACCCACCGUCCCAUGACAGCGGGAGGGAGGCGGGUCCAGUGAUUGCAGCAAGUGUUUUGGGGUGUCUGGGAAGCACAUAUCCAUUUGUGGAAAAGUCUGAGGACGCUUUUGGGAUCUUUGGAAAGGAGAAACCGCGCAACUCCCGACUUUUACGCACCGUGCGCAACGUGGAUGUAAGCACACAGGCUGAGACCCAACUGGAAGUCGCAUUUGUUGAAACUCCACCGACUGCAGACAACAUGAGUAAUGGAUCCAACCGAACUAUUCCUCCGGGCUGCACGGGCCAGCCUCCUUUGGCCAUGGACAUCAUUGUCAAAUUGGACAUCUUUGGCAUCAUCCUGUACUCCGUCCUCACUUUCAUGGCAGUGGUAUCCGUGCUGGUGUUCAUAGAGGAAUGUGUCUACAUCUAUAAGAAAGUGCCCGCCACAAAGAAGAGUAUAAUCAUCUGGGUGAAUGGUGCAGCACCGAUGAUUGGCUCCAUGUCGUGUCUGGGGAUGUGGAUCCCCAGAGCCACCAUGUUUACUGAUAUGUUCUCUGCCUGCUACUUUGCCAUCGUGGUGUUUAAGUUCCUGAUCCUGAUGGUGGAGGAGGUGGGUGGCGACCAGGCGUUCCUGAGGCGGGGACAGAAGCAUAAGCUGAGGAUCAGCACGGGGCCUUGUUGCUGCUGCUGCCCCUGCCUGCCCCACGUGGCCAUCACACGACGCUCUCUCUUCCUGCUCAAACUUGGCUCCUUCCAAUUUGCUCUCCUGAAGAUCCUCUUCACCAUCCUUUCCAUUGUCCUCUACACCAACGGGACCUUUGACCUGAGUGAUUUGAGCAUUACUGGAGCUGCAAUAUGGAUCAACCCAUUUGUGGGUAUCUUGACGAUCAUAGCUCUGUGGCCUGUAGCGAUCACAUUCAUGCACUUACGGACGACCCUGCGUUCACUCAAGAUCAUCCCCAAGUACGCCAUGUACCAGCUGGUGCUGAUCCUGAGCCAGCUGCAAACUGCUAUCAUCAACAUCUUGGCUUUGAAUGGGACCAUCGCUUGCACUCCUCCCUUUUCUGCUCCAGCCAGAGGAUACAUGAUGGGUCAGCAGCUGCUGAUCCUGGAGAUGUUCAUCAUCACAUUAGUAACGCGGCUGCUGUAUCGACGACAGUACGAUCCUUUACCCAGAGAAGAAGAAGACGAUGAAAGUGAAAACACCAAGAUGGUUGCAUUACCAGAGUCUGCAUGAGAAUUGAUUAUGUGAAUGUGUUUGCAUGUUUGCAUGUGUGUGUGUUUGUGUGUGUGUGUGUAUGUAGGUGUGUGUGUGUGUGUGUGUCAUUCUCUUUUUCCUGCAGGUAUUUGAUUAAGAGAUUUUAUAAAUUAAUAUGAAUAAAUUUGAAUAUGAAUUAUAUGUA